Messenger RNA from Rhipicephalus microplus (southern cattle tick), 909 nucleotides. RefSeq lists its product as uncharacterized. The record is from RefSeq and is a predicted model, not a curated record. Lineage: Eukaryota; Metazoa; Arthropoda; Arachnida; Ixodida; Ixodidae.
UUCGUACACAACGAUUUGAUCUACCGAUUGUUCGAGUAACAUGAACGCGUUCCGGCCGUGGGCCGGGACAGCUGCCCGCAUUUCCCUUUCCAUUGUCUAUUCCUAAUUGUUGACUUUCUACCGGCGGUGAGACGCGUCCAGGAGGACGUUAUUUCCACGAGUAUACUCUCGCGGCAGAGUUGUCGCCACCACCGGGACGUCUCACCUGUGAGAAGUCUUACUGAAGGGCAGGAGACGGCGAGGACUUCGAAAGUGCGCCGACAUGAAGGCGUCUGCUGUGACGCUGCUGUUCUGCGCGGUACUCUUCUGCGCACAGCUGCGGGAAUCGGGGUGUCUAUUCAAGAAUCAUAAGUGUGGAAAGAUCAUAGCCAGCAAAUUUACGAAUGUGUUCGGUCGCACGUUGUAUUGCACCUACUUCUGCCGAUCAUUUCCACCAAGGAUGGAACAUGAAUCGGACGGGACACUAUGCUGGAACAUUCGUGGAAAAGGCACUUGUCAAGGCGGCCGCUGCAAAGUAGGCGCUGAUGGUCGUAUAACGACGGUUAAACCUCUGCCUCCGAAACCACAGCCCUCUCAAACGUCAAAGAAUGGCAGCUCAACGACAGCGCAUGCACGACCAACAUCUGCUGUUGGUUCAAAGGGUGUCGUUGUCAACUAAUACCUAGGCAUCUCCCUCUAAUAUCGUAUCUCUCACUACAUGAUGACAAAUGGAAGGAACACACAAAUACAAACAUGCAGAACAAACUUUUCCUGAAAUUCAGCUUUGACCUUUUUUUACAGAAUAUAUAUACGCUUGUUAACCACAACAACAGGCGAAGCUAAAUCAAAAUGAACAACAAUAACGGUUGCUGCAAAUAUGUACUGUAUGGUUAUCUGCGCAAUAAAAACUCGAUGAGAUUGUUCUGGGAA